Messenger RNA from Trichobilharzia szidati, 6862 nucleotides. Lineage: Eukaryota; Metazoa; Platyhelminthes; Trematoda; Strigeidida; Schistosomatidae. The record is from the annotation of a GenBank genome assembly.
AUUUUGUAUACUCAAUUAAACAGCAGAAUAAUAAAUGGAUUAUUUCUAUUUUUAUUUUUCUUGGAACCAUAAUAAUUCUUAAAUGUUCAGAUGAAAAUAGAUUAUUUGUGAAAGAUUACAUUAGAAGAGGAACCAAAAAAGUAGCUUUUGAUAAAACAUGUUCACAUAUUUAAGCUAAAGUCUAUUUAAUAUGCAUAUUGUCAAGUGAAGAAAGUAUUUUUAUUUUUAGGGAAAUGUUCAUGUUUUUAGAACUUUUAAAGCAGUUAUGGCUUUAUAAGGUGAAUGCUAGAGAUCCAAUCUUUUCGUUUACUUCAUAUUAUACAAUAUUACUUGUACAAAUAUUAACAUCCACGUUAUUUGUGCAUACUACAGUUAAUAUGCAUAAGCAUCAGUCAUAUUCGGAUACAUUAAAUUUAUUAACUGGAAAUAUAUCUUCAAAAUUACCACCUGUUGGUUUACCUGUUAUUUCAAAUUGGCGUACUAAUUUAUCUUUGGAUUUUUUUUCCAUGUCUAAAUCAAAAUUCAAUCGAACAAACAAAUUUCUGCCUGUAUCAACUCAAUUCAAUAUGUAUCACAAUCGACUAAUGGAUAUAAAUAAAACUAAUUAUGACUUGGGUGGACGUCAAGGUCAAACAGUUUCUUCUGCUUCCUCCGCAUCUUCCUCUCAUUUUGUUGAUCAGUCUGGUCCGUGUACACCAGAAGAAGAGGCAAACAAACUACAGUGUUUACGGGAAUUACCAGCAGAACGAUAUGAAGUCCUUGAAGGUGAAACAGUCUUAAUGAGGUGCCGUGUUGCCCAUCAACGAGGCAAAGCACAAUGGCGUGCUAGGAACUUCUUACUAGGCUAUAAAAGAAAUAUUCCUGAUUGGCCACGAUAUUCCAUGCAAGGUGAUUCUGAGCAAGGAGUACACGAUUUAUUAAUUCACAAUGUGAGUCGAGAAGAUGCUGGAGUAUUCGAGUGUCAAGUUUCACCUGUUGCUGGACAAAACCCACUUCGGCGUCAAACACUGUUGGUUAUAUUAGUGAAACCAACACCGCCAAAGAUUUUAACCUUACCCGGUGUACCUCAACCUUCUGCCAGUGGUCAGCUGGUUGUGGCUUUUGACUCUAAUGAAGCUAACUCGGCCAAUAGUAGUUCGUUAAAACUCAUCUGCCAAGCUAAAGGUGGUUAUCCUACUCCAAAAUUUGAAUGGUUUCACAAUGGAAAUCUUAUAUCAACAUCAAAUGAUAAUUUUCAGGAUGAAAAUGAUAAAAAUGAUUCUCGAGAAGUAAACAAAGACAAGUUCGUGCUGGAAAUUGACAAAAGAAGGCUGGCCACAAGAGAUCGACUUGUAUGCUUGGUUAGCAAUAAAGCGACAUUACGUUCAAAUCAUUUAUAUGAACAGAAACUAAGAGCGGAGAUAAUGAUUGUAAUUCAGUCUCUACCAGGUGAUCCUGAAAUUAUUGAUUGGGAUAAAUCUAUGAAUGAAUCAGACGGUCUCUAUGUCGGCUCAGUGUUGGAGGCUACAUGCAGAGUGAAUCCACCUGGAAAUCCUCCUGGCAUAGUCAUAUGGCGAUUUGAAAGUCCUAACUCACCUUUACAGACAGAUGAAUUCAAACUUUUUGGAGGUGAUCCAGCGAAAUCAACUAUCAACAAUGUUAUCCCCAUUUCCAACGAAAAUGUAAUCAACCAGAUUACCGAUGAGAAGAUUCUUAGCAGAGUUAGAAUUUCCAACCUUAAUUCUACUAUGCAUGGAUUAGAUUUAAUUUGUGCGGUUAGAAAUCAAGUUGGUCCUGAAAAAACUACAAAGAAACGAAUUCAGAUACGCCAUGGUCCAUCGUAUGUGGAUAUUUAUGGUCCAUAUGAAAGAAUGAUUGAACUUAAACAAAGAGUGAAUGAUUAUGAUAAACUAAGACUGACAAACAAUAGAACCGCUUUAGUCAGCGUUAAUAAACAAAGUCUAUACGUGUACCUAGAUAGGCCACAAUAUUUACUAUGUGUCACAGGAGUUUAUUAUGGACAAACAGAAAUGAAAUGGCAAGGAAAAUUACACAAUAGCGAACAAUGGGAAUUAAUUGCUCCACUGGAGUCUUUUAUACGCAAUGAACCAGAUGAAUUGAAUCAAUUCAAUCUUAUUCAAGCAUCAAUAAUACAAUUAGUUUCGACGAAUACAAAAAGAAAUAGCCUAGCCUGGAGUGAGAUAGAAUGCAUCGCUAGACCAGACUUUUACAAAAAAGAAAAUGAUAAAUUAAUAUCAAAGCAUGUCAACCUGGAAAUAUACGAACUUCCAAGUGUUCCCGUAGUCACAGGUCAAAAAGGAGGAGUCCUACUGCUUGAAGGUACUACUUUAUCACUCCACUGCACAGCAAAGCAAGGAAAUCCACCAGGAAAGCUAAUAUGGACCCAAGCACUGAAAGGUAAUAAUGAAAGUGAAGUAAUUGAUGAAUCGAUUACUAUUCAACAGAAUCAAUCAAAGAAAUCUUCUAAUGGUAUGCUUUUUUCAACUCUAAAUAUUAACUUGACAAAACUACAUGAUGGAGCUAUUUACAGAUGUGGUGCUAUGAAUCCUGGUUAUCCGUUUACAAGUACACAGUUCAGUUCACCAAUCCAAAUAGGAGUUGCUUAUUCAGCUACAGCAUUAAAUAUAAGUGUCAUAAGUGGAACAGGACAGACGGCUGAAAAUUCAAAUAUACGCGAAGAACUUCGAAGGAUAUUAAGUCAUUACAAGAUGAAAUAUAAUAACAUACAGAUUCCUGUUAUUCAGUCAAAUACAGGCUCUACUCUUAAGUUGUUGUGUCAAGUUGAAAUGUCGAAUCCAAAGCCUAAAUUAGAAUGGCGACUUCAUCACUGUCCACCAGUUCAGUUUUCAUCACUAGUGAAAGGAUUGAAUGAUACAAUUAAUGGGAUGAAACCACCCAACGAUCCAUAUGAUGCUUUUUUUAAAAGCUGUCAGUCUAUCCAGUUAACUGGAAGUCGAGUAGAAGAAACCUUUUCAGAUUCAGCCCAAAACAUUAUUUUAAGCAGUUAUUUAGAACUUCCUGUAAAUAUAUCGCAUGAUGGAGAUUUAAUAGAAUGUCUAAUACGAAAAUAUCCCACAGAAUAUUUCAAUGAUUCUGUUAAUUUUCAACCACCAUUUGAAAAGCAUGAAACAUCAAAAUCUGAUUUUCAAAAUAAACAUUUUCAAACUCUCACUUUAUUAAGCUCACAAAUUCUGCUUUCUAUUCAAUUUCCGCCAAUAUUUUUGAAUCCAGCUAAACAGUUGAAUUGGCCGAUGGAAUUUAUCACGGAAAAUACCGAACAAAAUGCUUUGCCACACUACAUUGUAGUGGAAGGUGGGUCACUUGAUUUAGAUUUAGAGCCAAUUUCAAAUCCUUCUUUAAGUAAAUCCUCUUGGUUCCGGAAUGGAUCUCCCCUUCCUAUAUCACAUGUCACUCGUAGUAUGUCAAAAAAUGAAAAGAACUCUGAAAGUUCUGAAUCUUCUACCACAGAAGAAGAUACUAACAAACGUAUUACUGUAAAUCCAACAAGAAUAAUUAUCCAUCCUGUUAAACGUUCCGAUAUGGCCAAUUAUACGUUGAUUGCUACCAAUGCAUUAGGAAGUAAUGAGUUCACAUUUUUUCUGAAUGUUACUUAUGGCCCUCAGUUGAUUGGUCCAGCUUCAAUAAAUGUUACCGUGACUGGCAAAAAAGCUGAGUUAAUUUGUCAGUCAGAAGCCAAUCCAACACCAACUAUUAAUGCUGUCCGCUGGAGACGUUUGACUAACACGUUAUUCGCUGCAGACUCAUUGGAAAAUCUCUAUAAAACUUCAAUUACUCAAACAACUUCUUCCUCAAGAAACCACUUUUCUCAGGCUGACUCAGCUGCUGGUAUUCAAUGUACUAAGGGUGAAUGGCAUAGUGGAUUUAAAUAUUAUGCAAAAUGUUGGUGCUCAUCGCCAGGAAUCAUGACUAGUACACUAACAAUUUACGAUUUGAGUCCAAAUGAUGUUGGUCGGUAUCAAUGUCACAUGGAUAAUGGUAUAGGUUCCCCAGCUGUUCGUACAAUUGAUCUUACUUAUCCUUUUGAACCACGAAUCGUCCCAGUAACAAGAUGGUCAAGAGCUGCAUCAAAUAUGAUUUUAACUAAGAAUAAAACCACCAGUGCUAUCCAAUCACAUCAAGUUCCUGAUCAAAUAAGCUCUAUUUUAAGUGGUCCUCAUGCACGGUUAACAUGCGUCAUCGCAGCAGAACCUAUGCCAGAAGUACAAUGGCUACGUGAACCAGCCAAUUUAACGCUAAUUGAAGGUGGUCAAUUCCGUUCAGUUGUCAAAUCAAUUAGACCAGGCCUAUAUCAUGCAAUAUUGUAUUUAAUCCAACCACAAGAUGUUGAUUUAGGGAGAUAUUUUUGUAAAGCAAAGAAUUUAGUCGGUGAGGAUACUGGUCGUGUGGAUCUAAUACGUCCAGUUCAACCAGAUGUACCCAGCUCUCCACGUUUAAUCAAUGCAACCAGUUCAAGUUUAGCAGUAUCAUGGACACAAGGAUUCAAUGGUGGUCCUGAACAAACAUUUCUAUUACAAUGGCAUGCAAAUGAAGAACCAGAUUACUAUAAUAAAGUGAAUAUUAAAGAAGAUCUAGAUAAUGAAGUAUUAACCUACAAUAUAAUGGGUCUUCAAAAAGCAACAACAUAUCGUGUAUCAGUUGGUGCUUAUAAUACAUUAUCUACUGCAACAUCUUUUACACCUUAUCUCUUGGCGUCUACAACUGCAUUUGAUUCAGUAUCAGAUGAAGAGGCAAUGAGAGAUGAAGCUAAAGCCAAAUCACAGAAAGAUGUACAAAAAGGACAUUGGGAUACUAAAUGGCUGAUGAAUUCUAAAGACUCUGGAAAUUCUGCGAAUCCAGACUCACAAAGACGAUCAGUCAGAUCUGGUCAUGAAUUAAAUUCUUCAGAGGACAAUGCAUUUGUGAUAAUUACAGCAGUAUCUGUGUUCGGCUCAUUUAUCUUAAUUGCAAAUCUAUUGAUUAUACUUAUAUUUACAAGAAAUAAGCGCCAAAAAUUAAAACGACAAGAGCGAAAGGCUUCUGCUGCCGGAGAGCUUAUGCAAAUAUACCCAAUGGAAAAUGGAUUUCCAGAGAUACACACUAAUCCACAAACUAACUUUUCAAUGUAUCCAGAUGAAAUGCGUCUAAAUGGCAGUUACAUGCUGCAAGCAAAUCCACAAGAUCAGUUUUCACCUUUUCAAAAUGGAUGGGAGCAAAUCCCUUUGAACAUAUGUGCAGAUCAAACGUCAUCCAUAAUGCGAGGAAAUCAAAUGUUUACAAACUCUCCUCACUCUAGCAUGAAAGCUAUGAACAUGCAGAACUUUAAUUCUCCAAAUCAUAUUGAAUUUAACAAUCGACCUCCUAGUGAUAUAUCGAUCCAACAUUCAUCAGUCUUCAUGAAUAAUCCAGACCCUAACACACUAGCUUAUUUAAACCCAGAUGCUUCAGCAGUGGAAGCUAUCCAGAAUAUGCAGGAUUAUCAUGAUUGUCCAGAAUUUAUGCAAACCAAUUUUUCAAACAAUACCUCACCUUUUAACUAUGAUGUGGAUCAUAUUCCUAGAAAUACUGAGCGUCCAACUCCUACCCAUCCUAGAGUUGUAAGUGUUGGGAGAACCUUAACAGACAGAAGUAACAGAAAUCGUUCUCCACAUUCUGGAGCUGCUUCUAGUGUUUCAACUGUUAGGUCAAAUGGACACGGUAAUACUAACAGUUUAGAAAGAAAUAUCUCAACUUUUCAAAGAUCGCAUCAUACAAAUUUGCUUGGUGAUUAUAGACAACUUGGCGGUGGUUUGACAUUACCAAAUGGUGGCUUAGGUCCGAAUAUUUUGAGCCCAAGUCCCCACCAGAAUGCAAAUAUACUAACAUCGAAUUCAAGGACUUUUCAGAGUUCACCAAGUAGUUGGAUACAACAAAAUGGGAUGACUACUAGCUUUCAUGGAGCUCGAACACCAUCGUGGAGACAUUACCCAAACUCUCUUGGAAAUGAAGAUUACGGCCCAUCUGCUUUAUCAGGACAACAAAUGGGAAGAAAUUCAUACAAUGCUUUUGCACAACAACCAUUACUACAACGUAUGAAUAGCUUUGAAUUACCUGAUAGCUAUAUUCUUAAUAAUCGCCAACAAACUAAUUCAAACAAGAGUUCUGAUGUUUCGUCACCAAGAUAUCAUCAAGAAUCUUCUCUAAAAUAUAUGAGUCACUUGGAAGAGAACAGGACGCCGUUGGGACAAAACAAUAAUGAUUAUAGGAAUGGGAACACAGAUUUCCCUUCUAAUGGCUCUACUAUACCACCACCGAAUGAUUUUCAAACAAAUGGUUCACAUAUUCCUUAUAUACAAAUCAACUGUUCAACUCCAACCGUUAGUAGACCAUAUUUUCAUAAUGCAGAUGAGAAUGAGAAUAUCAUUGUACCAGCUGGUGUUGAUGGAGAUCAUAUACAAGGAACCAAUCAACAGCGUCUUGCAAUACCCAGAAAUAUUUCCAAUGAAUUAAUGACACAUCAGAAUCAAAAUAAUUAUUCUUCUUAUGGUUGUGUUUUAUAACAUUAGGCACCCUAUAAUAAAUAGUUUAUUUGACUAAAUCCUGUUUAAAAAUGUACAGCGAAAUAUAUUCAAGUGUAAGCCAAAAAUUGCUGUUGUUUUGUCGCCAAUAAUUUUGCUUCAAAAAUUGUAAAUUUACCAGCAACACAGUGUUUUGCAACAAUUGUACAAAAAAGCAUUUAUUGUAAAAUAUCUUUUAAGAGUGCUAUUCAAAAAGAAAGCUACCUAUUAUUCACAUGACUUCAUUUCAUUUCUAAACGUCUCCAAGUGAAACAAGCUAUAUUAGUGGGUAAUAGGUAAAUAUUUCGCUUAUAUAUUAGAUUUCUAUG